AUGGCUUCCGAGACGCGUUCCGAGCCGCACCGCCAAUCGAAGCAAGGGAGUAAUGGGGUCGCAAGUGUGCAGCGGCCGAGCAAGCGCGUCAGGCUGCAUGGAAGAGCCUUCUACGAGAGCAUUGGCAGCCCGAAGAUUGUGCUUGCGCCUAUGGUGGAGCAGUCGGAGUUCGCAUGGCGCAUGCUCACCCGCUCCUUCCUCCCGCCCUCCGCGCAAUCCUCCCUCCUCGCCUACUCGCCCAUGUUCCACUCCAAGAUGUUCGUUGAGCAGCCCAAGUACCGCGACUCGCACUUCCAGCCGCUCAAAUCCGCGCUGCCCUCCCCCGUCGACACCUACCAUCUCUCGCAGCUGCCCGACUCGGAGCGACAUCUGGACGGAAACCCGGCUUUCGAUCGCCCGCUCACCGUGCAGUUCUGUUCGAACGGCCCGGAUGACUUUCUCAAUGCGGCGAAGCAGGUGGCGCCCUUCUGUGACGCGGUGGAUCUGAAUCUGGGCUGUCCACAGGGCAUCGCAAAGAGGGGCAAUUACGGCGCAUUCCUGCAGGAGGAUUGGCCUCUUAUUUCGAGCAUGAUACGGAAGCUGCACGAGGAGCUGCAUGUGCCCGUCACGGCAAAGAUGCGGAUCCUCGAGACGAGGGAGAAGACGCUGGAGUAUGCGAAGGUACUACUGGAUGCGGGCGCGAGCAUCAUCACGGUGCACGGCCGGCGCAGAGAACAGAAGGGGCACAAUACAGGGUUGGCAGACUGGAGUAUGAUCCGUUAUCUGAGGGAGAAUUUACCGAAAGAGACGGUCAUCUUCGCGAACGGGAACAUCUUGCAGCAUGAGGACAUCGCGAAGUGUCUGGAAGAGACGGGCGCAGAUGGCGUCAUGAGCGCAGAGGGCAACCUGCAUGAUCCUACCAUCUUCGCCGAGCCGCCGGCCGUUGGCAAAGAGGGACGAGAGUACUGGCGCGGGAGAGAUGGAAAGGGCGGAUACAGAGUCGAUGCAGUCUUCCGCCGUUAUAUGGACAUCAUACACAAGCACGCUCUCGGACAGACACCUCCGGAGAGGAAGCCCCUGUGGAUAGCGUCCGACCCCGAGGCACCGGAAGAGCAAGUCAGCGAGGAAGAGCAGGAAGGUCCACCGCGCAAGAAGAGAAAGCAGUCCAAAGCGGAAAAAAGGCAACAGAAGAUCACGAAUCCCAAUCUGACAGCUAUGCAAGCGCAUCUAUUCCACCUGCUGCGGCCGCUCGUGGCAGAACAUCAUAAUGUCAGAGACGCGCUGGCGAAGUGUCGGGUGGGCGAGAUCGAUGCGUUUGAGCAUGUCCUGAGGUUGACCGAGCAGGCUGUCAAAGAGGGUAUACUAGCGUACGAAAAUGAACACCCGACCCAGACCAUCGGUACCGGGUUGGAUCCGCAAGAAUCGGGUCAGAGUGGCACGGUGGGGCAACUAGCGGAGACAGAAGAGGACCCGUACACGUCCUCCCUCGCAGCUGUCGCCCGCUGUAAACGCCCAUGGUGGGUAUGCCAGCCCUAUGUCCGACCUGUACCGAAAGAAGCGAUUGAGAAGGGCUCAAUGCAGCUAAGUAAGAAGGAGAAGAAGAGGCUGGAGCAGCAGGAGGCGGAAGCUAAAGCUGUCGGUCUGGCGCCAGGAGGCAAGAUAGAGAAAGAGAGCAUGGAGGUCAAUGGCACGCAUCAGGAGGCAGAGAUACCGAAAGAGGGCGUGGUCUAUGGUUGA
Molecule: messenger RNA, 1716 nt
Organism: Trematosphaeria pertusa
Lineage: Eukaryota; Fungi; Ascomycota; Dothideomycetes; Pleosporales; Trematosphaeriaceae
Product: FMN-linked oxidoreductase
Exons: 2
Coding region: 1-1716 (571 amino acids)
Biological process (GO): tRNA processing
Molecular function (GO): flavin adenine dinucleotide binding; tRNA dihydrouridine synthase activity
Source: RefSeq, a predicted model, not a curated record